This is a messenger RNA of Chrysochloris asiatica (Cape golden mole), 1395 nucleotides long. It is a transcript of the gene CEP55, whose product is annotated as centrosomal protein 55kDa. The record is from RefSeq and is a predicted model, not a curated record. Gene Ontology annotation, biological process: mitotic cytokinesis; regulation of phosphatidylinositol 3-kinase/protein kinase B signal transduction. NCBI's taxonomy places the organism in Eukaryota, Metazoa, Chordata, Mammalia, Afrosoricida, Chrysochloridae. The coding region runs from base 7 to 1395 and encodes 462 amino acids. The transcript is spliced from 8 exons.
UCAAAGAUGUCUUCCAGAAGUCCCAAAGAUUUAAUUAAAAGUAAAUGGGGAGCAAAGUCUAGUAACUCCAAAUCAGAAACAGCAUUAGAGAAAUUUAAGGGAGAAAUUGCAGCCUUAAAAACAUCGGUGGAUGGAGUCACAAAUGGAAAAGGAAAGCUGACUGACAAAGACAGACACAGGCUUAUAGAGAAAAUUAGGCUCUUAGAAGCUGAGAGGGAGAAGAAUGCCUAUCACCUCACAGAGAAGGAUAAAGAAAUACAGCGACUCAGAGACCAGCUGAAAACAAGAUACAGUUCGACUGCAUUGCUGGAGCAACUGGAAGAGAAAACAAAGGAAGGUGAAAGGAGGGAACAGCUGUUGAAAUCUUUAUCUGAAGAGACAGAUAUAUUAAAAAAACAGUUGUCUGCUACCACGGCGAGACUUGCUGAACUUGAAAGCAAAGCCAGUACACUCCGGUUAUCACAGACUGUGGCUACAAGUUGCUUCAAUUCAUCUAUGAGUAAUAUUCAUGAAAUGGAAAUACAGCUGAAAGAUGCUCUGGAGAAAAACCAGCAGUGGCUUGUGUAUGAUCAGCAGCGAGAAGUCUACGUAAAAGGACUUUUAGCAAAGAUCUUUGAGUUGGAGCAGCAAUCAGAAACAGCUGCUCAGUCACUCCUACAGCAGACAAAAAAGACUGAAUCAGAAGGUUACCAUCAAGAAGAAAAGCAAAAAUACUACAAUCAUCUCUUGGCUAAUGCAAAAAAAGACCUUGAGGUUGAACGUCAAACCAUAACCCAGUUAAGUUUUGAACUGAGUGAAUUUCGAAGAAAAUAUGAAGAAACCCAAAAAGAAGUUCAAGAUUUAAAUCAAUUGUUGUGUUCACAAAGAAAGGCAGAUGUUCAACACCUGGAAGAUGAUAGGCAUAAAAUGGAGAAAAUACAAAAGCUCAAGGAAGAGAAUGAUGUUGCUAGGGGGAAACUUGAAGAGGAGAAGAAGAGAUCUGAAGAGCUCUUAUCUCAGGUCCAGUUUCUGUACACGUCUCUGCUAAAGCAGCAAGAGGAACAAACAAAAGUGGCGCUAUUGGAACAACAGAUGCAGGCAUGUACUUUAGACUUCGAAAAUGAAAAACUUGACCGUCAAAAUAUGCAGCACCAAUUGCAUGUCAUUUUUAAGGAGCUCCGAAAAGCAAGAAAUCAAAUAACACAGUUGGAAUCCUUGAAACAGCUUCAUGAGUUGGCCUUCACUGAGCCAUUAGUCACUUUCCAAGGAGAGACAGAAAGCAGACUCAAGGUGGCCUCACCAAAAAGCCCCGCUGCACUCAACGACAGUGUGGUGGAGUGUCCCAAGUGCAACAUACAGUAUCCGGCCGCGGAACAUCGAGAUCUACUUGCUCAUGUGGAAUACUGUUCAAAGUAG